Betta splendens (Siamese fighting fish) is the source of this 2146-nucleotide messenger RNA. RefSeq lists its product as uncharacterized. Gene Ontology annotation, molecular function: DNA-binding transcription factor activity, RNA polymerase II-specific; RNA polymerase II cis-regulatory region sequence-specific DNA binding. The record is from RefSeq and is a predicted model, not a curated record. Gene Ontology annotation, cellular component: nucleus. NCBI's taxonomy places the organism in Eukaryota, Metazoa, Chordata, Actinopteri, Anabantiformes, Osphronemidae. The coding region runs from base 59 to 1498 and encodes 479 amino acids. Gene Ontology annotation, biological process: regulation of transcription by RNA polymerase II; protein tetramerization; apoptotic process. The transcript is spliced from 8 exons.
AACCCCUUAACCCUCACGCAGCCUUCGAGGGGGUCAGUCUGACCCCACGAGACAAACUAUGAAACUUUUGAUUCUUUUUACGUUUUUGGCCACAAGGCACCUACGCGUCGCAGGAUCCGCUGCGGCUCGGUCACCGCUCCCUUCUUCUUCGUCACAGGCCCGUCCCGCAUCCUCCCGGGGUCCGGCGCGACCCCGGCCCACGGAACCUUCCCGUCAGGCGUCCUGCCGGGGUCCGGCGCGACCCCAGCUCCCUGUACCUCCCCGUCAGGUGUCCUCCCGGGGUCAGGCGCGACCCCAGCCCCAUGUACCUCCCCGUCCCGCAUCCUCCCGGGGUCAGGCGCGACCCCAGCUCCCUGUACCUCCCCGUCAGGCGUCCUCCCGGGGUCCGGCGCGACCCCGGCCCCAUGUACCUCCCCGUCCCUCAUCCUGCCGUGGUCCGGCGCGACCCCGGCCCCCUGUACCUCCCCGUCAGGCGUUCUCCCGGGGUCAGGCGCGACCCCGGCCCCAUGUACCUCCCCGUCCCGCGUCCUCCCGGGGUCAGGCGCGACCCCAGCUCCCUGUACCUCCCCGUCAGGCGUCCUCCCGGGGUCAGGCGCGACCCCGGCCCCAUGUACCUCCCCGUCCCGCGUCCUCCCGGGGUCAGGCGCGACCCCAGCUCCCUGUACCUCCCCGUCAGGCGUCCUCCCGGGGUCCGGCGCGACCCCGGCCCACGGAACCUCCUCGUCAGGCGUCCUGCCGGGGUCCGGCGCGACCCCAGCCCCCUGUACCUCCCCGUCCCGCGUCCUCCCGGGGUCAGGCGCGACCCCGGCCCCCUGUACCUCCCCGUCCCGCGUCCUCCCGGGGUCAGGCGCGACCCCGGCCCCCUGUACCUCCCGGUUCUCAGAGUAAUGGCUGUCUACAAGAAGACGCUGCAGACCAUCGCAGUCAUUUGAUCAGAGCGGAGGGCAGCCAAAGGCCUCAGUAUCUUGAGGAUUACAACAAAAAAAGGCACAGUGUGACUGUUCCCUAUGAGCCGCCCCAGCCGGGCUCAGAGAUCACCACAAUCCUGUUCAACUUCAUGUGCAACAGCUCCUGCAUGGGAGGCAUGAACCGCGGACCCAUCCUCACCAUCCUGACCCUUGAGACUUCAGACGGACAACUUUUGGGCCGAAGAUGCUUCGAGGUGCGUGUCUGCGCGUGUCCCGGCAGGGAUCGUAAAACAGAGGAGGCAAAUAGUGCCAAACUGCAGACAGGGGCCAAACAAGUGAAGAAAAGAAAAAGUGCCCCAGCAACAGAUCCUGAUAUGUGCAAAAGGAAGUCUGGCUCAAGCACAGACGAGGAGGAAGUAUUUAUGUUGCCAGUUAAAGGCCGUGAGCGCUAUAACAUGUUAAAAAAGAUAAAUGAUGCAUUAGAACUGGCUGAAAAAGAGGCUAAAAACAAAACCAGGGCUUCUAAGGAACUGCUGCCGUCCAGUGGAAAGCGCGUCUUGCAAACAGCAGAACGAAGCGACAGCGACUAGUUGCAAUCUGCCUUCUUUUAAACCGCCAUGUACGAGUUAUGUUCAGUGUUGCUUCCUGGCCAACAUCCCUCAGCAGGAGGCUGCACGAUCAUCGAGUUCAGAUGAACUGCGCGACCCCAGCCCCCCUGUACCUCCCCGUCCCUCGUCCUGCCGGGGGCCCGGCCGACCCCAGCCCACGGAACUUCCCCGUCCCUCGUCCUGCCGGGGUCCGGCGCGACCCCUGCCCACGGAACCUCCCCGUCCCUCGUCCUGCCGGGGUCCGGCGCGACCCCAGCCCCCUGUACCUCCCCGUCCCGCAUCCUCCCGGGGUCAGGCGCUACCCCAGCCCCUGUACCUACCCGUCAGGCGUCUUGCCGGGGUCCGGCGCGACCCCAUUUUUUUUGUUUUUUAUUUUUCCUUCUCCUUUCCUCCCUUUACCUCCACCCGUGCCACAGGCCCACUGAUGAUGAACAUGAUGAUGAUGACGACGAACAUGAUGAUGAUGAUGAUGAUGAUGAUGAUGAUGAUGAUGCAAGCAGACAGCUGCGUGCAAGGGCUGACCAUUUUAAACGAAAAAUAAAACAGACCAAACAGGCAAAAACAUUUGAUUAAAUGCCAAAAGUUUAUUUAAUAAUAUAAAACAGUUAUGAAAUAAAGGAGUACAAGGCG